Messenger RNA from Globicephala melas (long-finned pilot whale), 1785 nucleotides. RefSeq names its product serine rich single-pass membrane protein 1 (gene SSMEM1). NCBI's taxonomy places the organism in Eukaryota, Metazoa, Chordata, Mammalia, Artiodactyla, Delphinidae. The record is from RefSeq and is a predicted model, not a curated record.
AUGGGAGACCUUUUUUCUUUAUUUUGGGAGGUGGAUCCUCCCCCCAUACCUACAAGUUUUGCCAUUCCAAAUCAAGAUUAUGAAUGCCAGAAGGGUGACUCUUGUGAGACAAUAGGGAACUUCCUGCUUUGGUAUUUUGUCAUUUUAUUGGUCUUCUCCCAACCAUUAUAUUGGUUCUUCUCUCGGGCUUCUUUCUGGAUGUCUGAGAAGAAAAAGAAUGAAGACAAUGGGACAAGCAGUUCGCUAAGUAAAGCAAGCAAAGAUACUUCCUAUAAGCGGCAAAACAAAGAUGGUGCCAGGGAUUCUUUGCAAAUGAUGACAAAACCAAAGCAGAACCAACUUCCUCUUGUAACUGACUCAGAAGUGGCUUUGGUCAAUGCAUAUCUUGAACAAAGACGAGCGAGGCACCAUUCUGAAUUCAGCCGGGUGAAUCAGACACAACCUGACAGUGAUACUACUGAGUGUGAGAGUGAAGUAUCUAACUCGGGAGCCUCCUCUUGGAAGGAGAGUGAAAGUGAACACCACCAAUCACCAGCCAGUAUUAAGAAGAGAAAAAUAGCUCAGAGGCAAAGGAAUAUGGGAGGUUGCCAAAUCAGGGAAAGGCCCUGCCUCCACUGCAAAGCCAUGAGAACCAAUGAAUGGCUGACCCGCCAUUUCCUUCAAAACGCUUCGGUAACAACCCCAAUGCAGGGAGAUAUUCAAGAAUGAAAUUCUGGACCUGGUGGAAGAAGUUAAACUACGUGAUGACCAGGCUGUAGCCAUGACAUAAGCUGCCACGAUUCCAAGAAUUGGCCUCAAGGAAAUGGGAACAAACAGACCCUGGAACUGAAGACCAACUAUACUUGAAACAAUCAACAUGAUGCUGGUCAGACCACCUCAUGACCAAUUUCAAGAUGACGGUCAGAGCUGACUGUGCUGUUUCUGCAUGCAGCCCCCUCUCUCUGCCUAUAAAAUCUCUUGCCCCUGAUUGUCAGAGUAGGCCUUUGGACAGAUGUCUGCCCUUCCCUCACUCCCCCAACAGUUGUAGGCAUCCAAAAUACAGCAAACUUUCCUUUCCAUAAACCUGGCCUCUUUAUUGACUUUUGAGCAGCGAGCAGCUGGACCCCACUUUCGGUUACAAGAGGACAGAUGAAAAUUUCCUUGUGUCUGUUGGUUGAUACUUGCUAGGCUGAAUAUAGUGUGUGUGAAGACUAAAAUAUAAUAAAAUAUGAAUCCUAAAAAUAGAAUGGUGUAUCUUCUCCUUUUGCAAUGAAGAGCAAAGUCAGAUCAAUGUAGAUGUAUGUUUAUAGACAAGGAAAGGUUGCCUUUGUUUAAAAAAACCUUUGUUUAAAAAUCAGAAUAUAUGUUAUGGUCUAAUCUUUGUUUAAGAAAAAGCUCUAAAACAUUGAAAGAAGUUUGGAAAGAUAUACUCCAAAUGGUUUUCUUUGGGUGGAGGAAUUAUUGGUGAUUAAAUAAAACACUUCCUUUUAAUCCAAACUUUCUGUAACAAGCAAUUUCAUUGUCAUAAUUAGAAAGACAUUUUCAUUUUGGGAAAAAGCACAGAAACAGGGACAUCAAUUUGCUACAAAUGCAGAUGGAUCACUUUAGAAACAGUUCAAAAUUGAAUAUUAAAAGGCCUUCUGUGGGCUUCCCUGGUGGUGCAGUGGUUGAGAGUCCGCCUGCCGAUGCAGGGGACACGGGUUCGUGCCCUGGUCCGGGAAGAUCCCACGUGCCGCGGAGCGGCUGGGCCCGUGAGCCAUGGCCGCUGAGCCUGCGCGUCCGGAGCCUGUGCUCCGCAACGGGAGA